AAAAAAAAAAACACCCCAAAAUGCACAAAAAUUUGUACAAUCUACAAACCCUAAAAAACAAAUUAAUAACUGACUUCCAGACUCCAGUUGCAGGCCUGCAAAAUCUGUUGCAUCAUCUGAAUCUAGAGAUCAAGAAGCAAUCCUCCUUCUUCCCAGUUUACCGUCAUCACCAUGAAGUCUUCCAACAUCUGAAUCUGAGUCUCAAUGGCGCACUGCUGUUUUCCUCCUUCCUCUUCCGCCUCCUCUGUUUUUACCGCACUCCGUUUCUCUCUCUUCUUCCCCGGUGGCUGACCGGCCAUCUGUCUCUUUUCUUCCCAUAUUCCCAGCCAGCAGUUUCUGCGUCGUGUUAUAGUGCCGGCUCGGCGGAGUCGGAGUGUAGAGAGUUCCACAUAACACCGCCAAACCACACACUAGCAAUCGCAUUCCAUCCCCGGCUUCCCCAAUGGGAAGUUAUGAGUUCGGUUCACUUGACGCUGGAGGAGGACUCGUCUGGGUUCGUCGGAGGAACGGCUCCUGGUGGCCGGGCAAGAUACUUUGUCCUGACGAGCUUGCAGAGCGUAAUCUCACGUCUCCUCGGACCGGCACACCUGUCAAGCUCCUCGGAAGAGACGACGCUAGCGUGGAUUGGUAUAACCUAGAAAAGUCUAAGCGUGUCAAGGCAUUCAGAUGUGGGGACUUUGAUGAAUGCAUUGAAAAGGCUGAAUCUUCUCACGUGGUCCCGAUUAAGAAAAGGGAGAAGUAUGCUCGUCGGGAAGAUGCUAUUCUUCAUGCACUUGAGCUUGAGAAGCAGCUCCUGAAGAAACAAGAAAAAUUAGGCAUGGCUUUUGAUCAUUCUAGAAGGAGAUCAUUUGUAUCUAUAAAGAAAGAGCUUGGCAUUCUUUAUGAUGAUAUGGGGAAUGAUUGUGGAAACCCUGAUCUAUACCAGUUUCGUAAUAGAGUAGAUGCUGAUAGCAAAGAUGAGGCAGUUAGCAGUCCCAUGCAUUUGUUGCAAAUGAGUGAAGGAAACAAAACAUCCUUGGCAGAUGAUCAUUCUGAUGAAAUGCCGCGGAUGAGAGACUUGCGUGAUGUUGGGCUUAGUACUGCCCAUUUGAAGCGGAAGCUGUCUUCUUUUGACUUUGAUCAUAGGAGUCCAGAAAACCAAGUCCAUGCAAACAGUGCCCUCGUCACGGAUAAUGGAGUUGAGCAGACAGGAACUCUUUCUUAUGCAAAGAGAAGUAAACUGGUUUACCUCCCAGCUGAAUGUGGAGAGUUGAUGGAUGAUAAAGGCCUUCCUUCAGGUCAGGUUAAGAUGUGCCCCAUUAAUGUCUCCCCUUCACGGUUUGAUGAGAAUGACGGCUAUCCUCAACAAGGUUCGCUGAAUGAGGGAAACUCUUCAUCUGACUUUAUGGAGGAUGUUGGGCAUAAUUCUUCUGAAUCUGAUUCUUCCGAGUCUGAUUUCUCUGCUACCGAACCGGAAAUGAAUGAUGAAGUGGCCGUCUUUUCAGGUUGUUUAUCUUUCCUAUCUUCAUGCUUGCUUUGUCAUUUCUUGAUUGAUGGCACAUUGAUGCUUGAGAGAUUUCAGUGCACAUUCUUUCAUGCUGGGAAAGAAACACAUGCUUUCCGAUAUGGCACCAUAGAAACUCAACUUGAUGGCUUGGCUGGACACGGAGAGGAUGGAACUACAAGCAGCGAGGAGACAGAUGACUCUGCAUUUUCUGGUAGCAUGCCUCCUCACUAUCUUGAGGAUCAUCCUUACCUUGCUAGUAAUGAAACAGUGUCCAAAUGGCAAUUGAAAGGGAAAAGGAACACACGUCAUCUUACAAGAACUCUGGACAUAGGCAAUGGAAAGUUCUCACACCCUUACAGAACAGAAGGAAGCACCUUGGGUUCAUAUGGUGUUCAUGAUGAGGACGACGACGAUGACGAUGAUGAUGAAUAUGGGACAAGAUAUUUCGGGUCCCGCAAGGGUCGGCUGGAUGAUGAUGGUUUUCCUUAUGGUUUACAGUAUGCGCAGAGAAGUCAUCGUCCAAAUACUAUUGGUCAAAAAUUGAUUAGUUGGGAAGACAUCACCUGGGAGGAGAGUCCUGCUUUCAGGACCUUUUGGAAGGCCGGCAGGGGAGAUCAUUUUAGUCCUUUUGGUGGUAGAGGGAGGUCAAUGUUAAUAGAUGUCGAUUUGAAGGUGAAAGCGAGCUAUCAGAAAGAAGCAGCUGUUCCUAUUGUGUCUCUCAGGAGUAAAGUAGAUGGAAGGGCAAUAAUAGGGCACCCAAUUCAAGUCGAGCCCCUGGAGCAUGGCUCAACUGAUGCUCUUCUGGUUUCCACAAGUGAUCACUGUAGCAGUGAGACAACAGUUGAACACCAUGAUAGGAAGGGGGUUGCAGCUUCAGUACUUCAACAACCAUCAUGGAGAACUGCAAGGAGGACCAACAAUUUCAGGGUUCCACGGCCUGUCAGUGGUCAGGUUCCCCGGGUCGGUGGUUCGGGUCGUAGAGGGUUGUCUGGAGGUGGUGGAGUCCGGAAGGGCAGCAGUGGUCAGGUUCCUUGGCCGAUGAGGAAAGUGGGGAAGAAGAAAGCGGGUGGUAUGUUGUCAUCCAGUCAGAAGACAAGGAUGCUCUCUUCCAUAGGGUUCCAACAGCGGAAGGGCGGUAGUAGUAGCAGCAGUGGUGGCGGCAGCAGCAACAGCAGUGAAAUGGGAGGAGGGGUUAUAAAAGGGGAGAGUUCUGGGCUCACCAUGGUGGCUUGCAUACCUGUGAAGUUAGUGUUCAGUAGGUUGCUGGAGAAGAUAAACAGACCACCUUCAUUUGGAGUCAAGUAGUCAUGAUCUAGCGUGGAUACAGAUGAUAGACAAGCACAGCAGCAGCAGCAUUAGGAGCAUGUACAAUUUUCUUCUUUUCAGCUCCCUUGUUUCUUCAUUUCUUUGUUCUUUGACUGAGAAACCAAGGAAAAAAGAAGAUAGAUGGAUAUAUAAAAUAUAGAUAGAUAGACACACUGAUAUAGUAGAUUAGGAUGUACGAAAUGCAGCAAUUGUUGCUUGCUAAUGGUAGGGGGAAGUUUGCUUCCUUAUUCUUGUCAAUGUUAAUUGUUUAUGACUUUCGACACGGAACGGAAUGGUGAUAGGCAGUAAAGAGUACUGGUGAAUUGAAUUGUGAUGGAAAUAGAAGGUAGAGUAAGCACAGGUGCAGGGGAAGGAAUAUGUCUAGGGUGACAUGAAUGUACAUUAGACUUGUUUUUUGGCAGAAAGUGGAAGGAAGAAGCAAUAGGAACUUAAUAGGAAACCUCAUUCUUUUGUUUGCAGUUUGCUUGAAUUUGUUUGCCC
Messenger RNA from Linum tenue, 3292 nucleotides. The record is from the annotation of a GenBank genome assembly. NCBI's taxonomy places the organism in Eukaryota, Viridiplantae, Streptophyta, Magnoliopsida, Malpighiales, Linaceae.